This is a messenger RNA of Chilo suppressalis (striped riceborer), 1332 nucleotides long. NCBI's taxonomy places the organism in Eukaryota, Metazoa, Arthropoda, Insecta, Lepidoptera, Crambidae. The record is from the annotation of a GenBank genome assembly.
AUGGAGGGUAUUUAUAAAAUUAAAUUGAUACCUACUGACCUGAGUACAGAAGAGACCAUACUACAAAUUGCUGACACCCUCGACAAUUUGAAUGGCGUAAUCGAUGAUAUCUACACUCGAAUGACAAAUAGGAUCAAGCAGAAUGUUGACAAAACAAACAAACUUAAAGAUCGAAUAGAGGUUUCUAGAAAGAAAGUUGAAAAUGUGACGGGCAUGCGGAAAGCUAUCAAAGUGUUUUCUAGUGCAAAAUACCCGGCAGCCAUUACUCACGAAGAUUACCAAUCCAUAUUUGAUUUAAACAGAUACUGUCAUCAACCACAAGAUAUAACUCUGAGUGGGAAAACUCAGGGGCAAUCUAAUGAGAAAGGAAUUCAGGAAAAACUCCACUUCUAUCAUGUUAAAAUUGCAUCACCCAAGACUACAGUGCCCACACCAGAUUUUGAUUUAAAUGCUGUCGUAGAGAAAAUACAAACUGUUGGAGAACUGCUAGUGUUCAAUACCAACGAGAGUCCAUAUUUAAGGGCUCCGGAACAAUUGCCCACAUACAUUCCAAAAGUGUCUGAUGUAGAUAAUAGGUGUUUACUGGAAGAUGCUCCAUCGUCAAUAAUGAAAAGAGAUGUUCUGAAGAGAGAGCUCGAUGAAUACAUGUACACCCCUGGCAUGGGAAUGGUACCGGAGCUGGAGAUGCCUUUAGACCUGCCGCAUCUGCCGGGCAUAGCGGGCGACGUACAAUUCUCUAUCACGACGGAGGGGUCGAUCGCGCCCUCCGUGGUCACAUCGCCCGUGGCGCCGGUGGUAGCGUUGCCGGAAGUGGAGCUGCCGGACUUUAAGGAGUUGCCGGACGUAAAAGAGCCUGCGCUGGAUGUGCCGAUGCCGGAUGUGCCGGUGCCGGUGCCGAUGCCGAUACAGCAAACCGCCGUAUUGUUGCCGCCGCCUCCACCGCCUCCGCCGCCGCCACCUCCUCCACCUCAAAUGGAGACGGCACCUCCACCUGAAGCUAAACGAACCAGUGCCGCCCCUGCAGCAGCUGCGGCGGGCGCUGGCGACGCACAUUCCAGCCUGAUGGCAGCUAUUCGGCAGGCCGGUGGAGCUGGGCGGGCCAAGCUGCGCUCUGCCGCUGAAACUACUUCGCAAACGACAUCGAAGCCGGGAUCUGGCGGUGACCUGAUGGCAGACCUGCACGCCAAGCUAUCCAUGCGCCGUCGUGGCAUCUCUGGAGCGGAGCGCGCGUCGGCCUCCUCUGGCUCAGUGCUGCAUGCUCUGGCCAGCGUCAUACCCGAGCCUGGUGACUCCUCCCCGUCGCGGUCCCCCCCCGACAGUGACUGGGAGUAA